GAAGCCCUCCAGAAAGGAGAGAGGGUGGUCGCUCUCUAGCUGGAGCUUCUGGUCAUUUUCCUGGGGUCCUUGGCCCUUGGUGUGGACCCACCAGCCAGAGACCGAGGCUGAAGGCUGUCAUGGCGACUGGUGGAGACCCAGAGGAGGAGCAGGUGGUUCCAAACGAGGAGGAUGAAGCUGAUGUGAAAGCCAUACAGGCCCGCUACCUCCGGAGUCCCUCCCCUAGCCAGUACUCAGUGGUCUCAGAUGCAGAAACUGAAAGCAUUUUCAUGGAGCCCAUCCAUCUCUCCUCAGCUGUGGCUGCCAAACAGAUCAUCAAUGAAGAACUCAAGCCUCGGGGUCUCAGAACAGACACCGAGUGUCCAGGCAUGCUGGAGUCUGCCGAGCAGCUGCUGGUGGAAGACCUGUACAACCGUGUCAGGGAGAAGAUGAAUGACAAAAGCCUGUUCAACACCCCCUGUGUGCUGGACCUGCAGCGGGCCCUGAUCCAGGACCGGCAAGAGGCCCCUCGGAAUGAGGUGGAUGAGGUCUGGCCCAAUGUCUUCAUAGCUGAGAAGAGCGUGGCUGUGAACAAGGGCCGGCUCAAGAGGCUGGGCAUCACCCACAUCCUGAACGCUGCACACGGCACCGGCGUUUACACGGGCUCUGAAUUCUACACUGGCCUGGAGAUCCAGUACCUGGGAGUGGAGGUGGAUGACUUCCCAGAGGUGGACAUCUCCCAGCAUUUCCGGAAGGCAGCCGAGUUCCUUGAUGAAGCAUUGCUGACCUACAGAGGGAAAGUCCUGGUCAGCAGCGAGAUGGGGAUCAGCAGGUCAGCAGUGCUGGUGGUCGCCUACUUGAUGAUCUUCCACAGCAUGGCCAUCCUGGAGGCCUUGAUGACUGUGCGCAGAAAGCGGGCCAUCUAUCCCAAUGACGGCUUCCUAAAACAGCUGCGGGAGCUCAAUGAGAAGCUGAUGGAGGAGAGGGAGGAGGAGUAUGGUGAGGAGGAGGCUGAGGAGGAGGAUGCCGGGAGCACACUGGGCGCUAGAGUAAAUUCACUGAUGGUGGAAGAAGAAGAUGAUGCCGCCAGCCACCUGAGUGGCUCCUCCUUGGGGAAGGUCAGCCAGGUCUCUAAGCCAGUCACCCUCAUUGAUGAAGAGGAAGAGGAGAAGCUGUAUGAGGAGUGGAGGAAGGGGCAGGGCCUCCCCAAGGGCGAGGCUGCUCAGGGUAGAAAGGGCAGUUGCUCUGCUUCCUCUGCCCAGGAUGGGGAUGACUGUGAGGAUGAGGAUGUGGAAAGGAUAAUCCAGGAGUGGCAGAGCCGAAAUGAGAGGUACCAAGCCAAAGGCCACCGUCAGUGGAGUCGGGAGGAAGAGGAGGAGGAGGAAGAGAGCUCCUACGCCAGCAGAAGGCGCAGGCACACCCUGAGCGAGAGCAGCGUCUCAGAGAGUGUGAGCAGCCAUGACAUCCGGAUCUUGAAGCAGCAACUGGAGAAGAGCAGCCAACGCCGCAGCAGAAGACGCUGCUCCGACUCUGAGUCCACAGAGAGCACCUGGGACAUGUGGAAUGAGAGGCUGCUAGAGAUUGAGAAGGAGGCUGCCCGGAAGUACCACUCCAAGAGCAAGAGGGAGGAGAUGGAUGCGGAGUCAGAGGCAGGGGGCAGGGUCCGAGAGGAUGACGAAGAGAGUGUGUUGUCCGAGGCCAGCUCCUUCUACAACUUCUGCAGCAGGAACAAGGACAAGCUCACUGCCCUGGAAAGGUGGAAGGUUAAGAGAAUCCAAUUUGGAUUUCACAAGAAAGACUCAGAGGUGGGAGACGGAAGUAGUGAGCACGGUACAGAAGAGGCAGCGGGAGAGAAGAACCUCUCUGAUGUCAACCUGACGGCUUACCAGGCCUGGAAGCUGAAGCACCAGAAAAAGGUGGGCAGUGAGAACAAGGAGGAGGUGGUGGAGAUGAGCAAGGGAGAGGAUGUCGCCUUGGCUAAGAAGAGGCAGCGGAGACUGGAGUUACUGGAGAGAAGCAGGCAGACCCUGGAAGAGAGCCAGUCCAUGGGGAGCUGGGAGGCAGACAGUUCAGCUAGCAGGAGCAUCCCCCUGUCUGCAUUCUGGUCAGCAGCGCCCUCAGUCAGUGCAGAUGGGGACACGGCGUCAGUACUCAGCACCCAGAGCCACCGUUCUCACCUGCCUCAGCCUGCAAGCCACAUGCCCACCACACCCCUGCCUAACCUGCCAGUGGGACCUGGAGACACCAUUUCCAUUGCCAACAUCCAAAACUGGAUUGCCAAUGUAGUCAAUGAAACCCUUGCCCAGAAGCAAAAUGAAAUGCUCUUGUUGUCCCGCUCGCCAUCUGUUGCAAGCAUGAAGGCAGCAGCACCGGCAGCCAACUGCCUGGGGGAUGAUGACCAGGUCUCCAUGCUCAGCUCCUCCCUGAGUGGCUGCUUACUGCCUCAGAGCCAGGCAAGACCCAGCUCUGAUGUGCAGUCUGUGCUGUCCUCCACCAGCUCACUGGCCUCCAGGGCUGAAGGCAGCGGGAGCAAAGUGAGGGGGACCAGCAAGCCCAUCUACAGCCUCUUUGCUGACAACGUGGACCUGAAGGAGCUCAGCCGGAAGGAGAGAGAGAUGCAACUGGAGCUGCAGGAGAAGAUGUCCGGGUAUAAAAUGGAGAAGCUGGCCUCAGACAACAAGCGCAGCUCUCUCUUCAAGAAGAAGAAGGCCAAGGAUGACGAGGACAGCGGCGUGGGUGACAGGGACGAGGACACAGACAGUGCCAUCGGAAGUUUCCGGUAUUCUUCCCGCAGUAAUUCCCAGAAGCCUGAGACAGACACCUCCUCCUCCCUGGCCAUCUCUGAUCGCUAUAGAAAUGGCCACAGAGCUGGCAACCAGAUGGAUAGCAAUAUUAAUACGUGGCUCAGCGGCCUCAGGACGGAAGAAAAGUCCCCUCCCCAAAGUGAUUGGUCUGAAAGUUCCAGGGGGAGGUAUACCACCAGGUCUUCCCUGCUCCGGGAAACUGAGUCUAAAUCUUGCAGUUACAAGUUCUCCAAAUCCCGGUCACAGGAACAGGACACCUCCUUCCACGAGGCAGACGGCAACGCUGUGAGAAACACCUCGCGGUUCUCAUCUUCCACCACCAAAGAGGGCAGAGAGACGCACAAGUUCUCCAGGUCCACAUUCAGCGAGACCGCGAGCUCCCGCGAGGAGAGCCCAGAACCCUAUUUCUUCCGCCGGACCCCUGAGGCCUCUGAUGGGGAGGAGUCCCCAGGGCCAAGGCGCCCAAACUGGACCAGGCCCAGGGACUGGGAAGAUGUGGAAGAGUCAUCUAAGUCAGACUUCGCGGAGUUUGGGGCCAAGAGGAAAUUUACCCAGAGCUUCACGAGGUCAGAAGAGGAGGGAGAGAAGGAGAGGACAGAACGCGGAGAGGAAGGGAGGUUUGCAUCUGGGCGGCGGUCCCAGUACCGGAGAAGCACAAACCAGCAAGAGGAAGAAGAAAUGGACGAUGAAGCCAUCAUCGCUGCUUGGAGACGGCGGCAAGAAGAAACCAGAACUAAACUGCAGAGGAGGAGGGAGGACUGAGCGGAAUGAGGCCCACACUGGAGACGCUGGGAACACAGGAAGAAGUCAUUCAACUUAACAUGAGGCUUGGGAACACCUUACCACUGCCUGCCAAGGCUUGAGCAAGUGGACAGGAUCUUCCAGACAUGCAUAAAUGCAAGUGUCCAAGAAGAAAGGGCCUGGGUGUACAGCCGCAGGUUGGAGAAAGGAGCUCCUUCCAUGUAAGGCCCAAAUUCUGGACCAGCUGGGACUUUGUGUCACCCAAGUCCCUCUAAGCUUUGGCACUUCCCUUCUGCGUUUGAUAGUGUCCCUUGCAGAGCGGAGACCUGAGUCCGGAAAAGCCACCGAGGAAGACCGUGCAUGCAGAGUGUGGUUCUAUUUGUAGAGGUUUUGUCAUGAG
Messenger RNA from Onychomys torridus (southern grasshopper mouse), 3924 nucleotides. It is a transcript of the gene Styxl2, whose product is annotated as serine/threonine/tyrosine interacting like 2. Lineage: Eukaryota; Metazoa; Chordata; Mammalia; Rodentia; Cricetidae. The coding region runs from base 120 to 3545 and encodes 1141 amino acids. The record is from RefSeq and is a predicted model, not a curated record. The transcript is spliced from 6 exons. Gene Ontology annotation, molecular function: protein tyrosine/serine/threonine phosphatase activity; MAP kinase phosphatase activity. Gene Ontology annotation, cellular component: cytoplasm. Gene Ontology annotation, biological process: negative regulation of MAPK cascade; protein dephosphorylation.